Molecule: messenger RNA, 399 nt
Organism: Trichomonas vaginalis G3
Lineage: Eukaryota; Parabasalia; Trichomonadida; Trichomonadidae
Exons: 1
Coding region: 1-399 (132 amino acids)
Source: RefSeq, a predicted model, not a curated record
AUGGAAAACAAGCUUGAAGCAAAAGACAAAAGCAUUCAGAAAAGAAUACCACGUUCGGUACCAAAAGGAAAGGAAAAGAACUAUAAGUAUAUGAUUUAUACUGAAGAGAUGGAAAAUGAAGAAGAUAAAGAUAUGGUUAUGUUGCAUUUAGUCAGAAGAAACAACAAAAGCUUUUACGACCUUGCUAAGAUUUACAAAUCUGACAGAAAUUGGUUCUAUCGCGAAAACUUACCGAUUUCAAUGACCCCAAAUGAAGAUGUGAAACAAAUAGUUCAAGAUACUUUACCUCAAACACACUAUGACAUCAAAGGUUGUACAAUACUUACCUUCAAAGAAGAUUUGCCAUUGUUAAAGGAAAAAAUAACAGAGUAUUUUGACAACUUCAAACAAGUAGAGUAA